Messenger RNA from Mesorhabditis belari, 1065 nucleotides. NCBI's taxonomy places the organism in Eukaryota, Metazoa, Nematoda, Chromadorea, Rhabditida, Rhabditidae. The record is from the annotation of a GenBank genome assembly.
AUGGAAAGUUCAACCUCGGGAGAACAUGAGAAUUCGAAAUCAAAUGAUGAAAUCUCGAAUUGUGAAGGAACCCGAUGGAUAUGUCCAAGUUGCAAAUUAAUGUUAAACGAUGCAAAUCAAUUGGGAGCACAUCUUUUAAUGGCAACUCCCGGUCAUUCAUUUGAUUUUGAUGUCCCAUAUUCAUGUCCUGAAUGUGCUGUACCUAUUUCACAAUUGAAUGACUUGAGAGAGCACAUGUCAACACAUGCCCCAAAUGCCUAUCAAGCGACUCCUUCUACUUCAAACACAAAUUCACCAAAAAAGAACGUUACUCCUCUUGUAAAUAAAAUUGCUCCUCCUGAAGAUCCAAGCACAAAAAUGAUGGUAGCCAAUUCACCGACAAUUGCAGAGGGAAUCAUUCCAAACAACAUGGUUCCAAAGCUUUUAUCGGGAAGUCAAAUAAUUGGAAAUCUUUCUUUACUCCAUGGAGAUCCUCGAAAACACAAAAGAAGAGAUCUUGUUGCAACUAAUCGAAACGCACGAUCAAAGCCAAUGACGGCGGAAAAGCUUCUUGCACUUUCUUGUAUGCAAUGCGGUCUGAUCUUUGAGAAUCGAUGUAAAUACACGAGGCAUUUACUGGAUCAUAAAAUGGAAUCAACUCCAUAUCGUUGUCCGAUGAAAGGAUGCAUGAUGAGUUAUGAUAUAAAACAAAAACUACGAAGUCAUGUGCAGAGAAAGCAUCCUGAUAUCUCUGAAGCAUCAAUUGAACUGGCGUGUGUUCAAGGAGAUUCCAUUUUUGCUCCCAAAACAUUAGCUAACAUAAAUGUUGCAGCAUUCUUGACACAACAAAAACUUUUAACUGAAUCUCCGCCAAUUCUUCAAAAAACUCUACAAGCUAAAGAAGAGCUAGUUGAAAUCGAUGAAGAAAAUAGCAGUGAAGCAGUUGACAUGUCACAACUUUUUGCUAAUGAUUCAACCACGCAAAUUAAAGCUGAAGAAAACAGUGAUUCCAAAUACACUUUAUUGGAAAACGGGUUGCUCUCAAGGAAUGGACGGAAAAGAAAAAUUCCAACUCAAUUCUCACCU